Messenger RNA from Oryzias melastigma (Indian medaka), 1916 nucleotides. It is a transcript of the gene kctd9b, whose product is annotated as potassium channel tetramerization domain containing 9b. Gene Ontology annotation, biological process: protein homooligomerization. Gene Ontology annotation, molecular function: protein binding. Bases 137 to 1297 code for a protein of 386 amino acids. The record is from RefSeq and is a predicted model, not a curated record. Lineage: Eukaryota; Metazoa; Chordata; Actinopteri; Beloniformes; Adrianichthyidae. The transcript has 12 exons.
UCGAGCCGCUGAUUGGCUGACGCUCAGACCUCCGGGAGCGGUCAGUGCGGAGGGCGGAAGCGGAGCGUCGUUACCGAGAAUCUGAGCGGGCUCGUGGCUAGACGCUCCGCCGGGCGGCGGUUCUUCCUCGUUCGCCAUGAGAAGAGUCACGCUCUUCGUUAACGGGACCUCCACCAACGGAAAGGUGGUGGCGCUGUUCGGGUCCAUGGAGGACCUGCUGAGUACGGCCAGCUCCAAGCUGGGGGUCCGAGCCUCCAGCGUCUAUAACGGGAACGGCGGCCUCAUCGACGACGUGUCGCUCAUCAGAGAUGAUGAUGUGCUCUUCAUCUCAGAGGAAGACUCCUGCGAAGACCCCCAGGAGGACGGCGGAUGGCGGGGUCAGACCCACACCGAUUGGCUGACGCUGAACGUGGGGGGCCGCUGCUUCACCACCACCCGGAGCACGCUGGUCAGUAAGGAGCCGGAGAGCAUGCUGGCACACAUGUUCCGGGGCAAAGAUGUUUGGGCCAACAAGCGGGACGCUGCGGGGGCGUACCUGAUCGACCGCAGCCCCGAGUACUUUGAGCCCAUCCUGAAUUACCUGCGGCACGGUCAGCUGAUCAUCAACGAGGGCAUCAACCCUCUGGGAGUCCUGGAAGAGGCUCGCUUCUUCGGGAUCGAGCAGCUGGCGGAGCAGCUGGAGACGCUCAUCAAGUCCUGCCAGCCCCCCGACGACCACUCCCCCCUCACCCGGAAGGAGUUCAUCCGCUUCCUGCUGGCGACCACCACCAAGUCGGAGCUGCGCUGUCAGGGCCUGAACUUCAGCGGAGCGGAUCUGUCCCGUCUGGAUCUACGCUACAUCAACUUCAAGAUGGCCAACCUGAGAGGAGCCAAUCUGUCGCACGCCAACCUGAGCGGCGCCAACCUGGAGCGGGCCGACCUGUCCAUGGCCUGCCUGGAUUCGGCGAACCUGCAGGGCGUGAAGAUGCUGUGCACCAACGCCGAGGGCGCGUCGCUGCGAGGCUGCAACUUCGAGGAUCCUGCAGGAAUCAAAGCCAACCUGGAAGGCGCUAACCUGAAGGGCGUGGACAUGGAGGGGAGUCAGAUGACGGGAAUCAACCUGCGAGUCGCCACACUGAAAAACGCCAAACUGAAGAACUGCAACCUGAGAGGAGCCACGCUGGCCGGGACCGACCUGGAGAACUGCGACCUGUCCGGCUGUGACCUGCAGGAAGCCAACCUGAGAGGCUCCAACGUGAAGGGCGCCAUCUUUGAGGAGAUGCUGACGCCGCUGCACAUGUCGCAAAGCGUCCGGUGAAGCGAAGCCCGCCCGAGUGAACGCCAAACCGCCACGCGCAGCGCCGACCCCUCCAUCGAAGCAUCAGAUCCUGAUUGCUCUUUUUUUAUUGUGAAAAGCUGUGCUUUUAUUUUGAAUGUCAGAAACCCGUUUUAUCUUCCAUCUUGUUUGGCUUUGGCGGCGUCUGCUGAGUCACUGGUUGCUAUGGUGAUUGCCGCCUGUUCCUCCAUGGACAGGUGGGGUGGAGCCUACAUUUUAUUUUGAAAUAAUUAUUUAUGUUCAUGUAAACAUGAGUAAUUAUUGACGAGUUUAUCCUCGAAGUCCUUUGGAAGUUCUGGUUCUGGUGUAGUGAAACUUUCCAGAAGAGAUUCUGAUGGAGACGCCGUGUGACGGCGAGUGUUUGUGGAGGCCGCCGCAUGAUCCCGCCUCAGCUCACACCUGGAGGAUCGGAUGACGGUCCGGGUUUUUCCGGAACACAUCGGGUCUGCUGCGGACCGGAGAACAGCUGCUUCAUUUUCACACAUUAAACGUUGAAUAAAAACAAAAUGGUUUGCAUGGAUUUCAAAAUAAAAGUGUUUCUGAGUCCAGCAGACGAGUCCCGCUCUGAACCCUUCACAAUAAAAGGAUCAUAAAUGUGUCA